ACUCGCCACUCGGGUACUCGCACAGUAUAUUUGAUGCAAUGUUAUCGUGAUGACGAUAACUGGUUUUUGGUGGUUCCGAACUGAUUACCCAUUCUGUAUUUUUUCUUAUCAAUGUAUAUGAAUUAAGCCAUAAAAUUGUAUAAAUUGAUUGAUAUGCCACUUAUCUAGAGCCGAAUUUUGAUCGUUGUAUAUGUGCUGAAAAUUCGUAAUUACCUAUUCAAGCAUAUGUGAUGGCGCUGGCUAUGAUAUUGGCUCCCUUUCGACGAGGAUUUUUUUGCGACGAUGACUCGAUUAUGUUACCAAACUUGGAAUCAAUAGUGUCCACGUCUGCGUUGUACUGGAUCGCAUUAACGGUUCCAAUAUUAUUAAUUCUGUGGGGUGAAUUUGCAGCCAUUCGACGCAACAAAAACUCAAAAUGGUGGUAUCAUCAUUACGAAAAACACGAAAUCGUGCAUUAUUUUCGAAAUGUGUUACGAAAACUGAUAUGUUUCGGUAGCGGAGAAUUGUAUCAGGAAUUGAUAACGAGUAUAGGUAAAAUAACCGUUGGUCGUUUGAGACCAAAUUUCAUCGCUGUGUGUGGAACUGAUGUGCUAAAGGCUUGUCGAAAUAAUACGCAUCAGUAUGUUUAUAAUUAUACCUGUCCUAAUGGCGAAGAUGCAGCUAAUGAAAGCAGAUCUUCUUUUCCUUCUGGCCAUGCAGCGUUAUCGUUUUAUGCUGCAGUAUUCACGGUGCUAUAUCUACAGAAAAGGUUGAAAUUUGAAACUCUGUUCUGGAAACCAUUGAUUCAAUGUUGUAUCCUGUUACUGGCCUGGUGGGUUUCUCUGACUCGAGUUAUGGAUAAUCAUCACCAUAUGAGCGAUGUGAUCGCUGGAAUAUUCAUUGGCAGUGGUAUAGCAAUAAUAAACGUUAUUUGGGUCCAUUCAUUGUUUGAAGAAGAAGAACCACUACACAAUUUAAAUUCGAAUCCAGACUCAUCUAAAAAAUCGUCAUCUGAGACCGAAAGUCUGCUGCAGAAAGGCUGAAAGAUUAGAAUCUGUUCAAAAUAAGAUUGAUAAAAAUAUUACUCGAGCCCAUCGACUUUUUGUUUUUUUGUAAAUCAGAAAAGUUCAACUUUUGAUUGAAUAUAAAAUUUGUUUCAGGAUGUAAAAUAUUUACAUUCAUCUCAUGCUCAUUCACUAUAAAGUGGGUCAUCUUCAACUUUGACCUUUUUUUUUUUUUAGAAAAAUUGAAGAUGCGAUUUAAAAAGAAAAAAAGUUGUUCGAGGAUCUCAAAAGACUGCUGAAAAAUUUUUAAAUUUAGGUACAUUAAAAAUCAAAGAUGGAAGUUGUUUUUUUUUCAAAAAAUUAUUGUUUUAUUAUAAUUAUAUCCAAUUGAAAGUGAGAACGCCGUUUUUGACAUGUUUUUCACUUUUUAUGGUAAUUUUUACAAGUUUGGAAAAGGUCUAAAAUUGUGUCAUUUUUGUACGCACAUAAUGUAAAACCCUCGUAAAGGUGAAAAAAAUUCAAAAACAGUUUUCAUACAUCCAUAAGGACGAGAUAAAGGUAAUAUAAUUAUUCAAUCAUCAUCAAGAUGAAUUUUUUCAAAAAAAAACUUAUUUUUUAAUUUCCUACAUAAAUUUCAAAAUUUAAAACGCCAGCAGAAAAAUUAUGGUAAAAGUUUGAGACCCUAAAUUUUUCCCACAGCUUUCUGAGGUCCCCACAACUUUUUUUGAAGCCUUCGUCCAAUUCUUAACAAAAAAAAAAAUCAAUGAUGGCCCACACUUGAUGACCAUGGGUGAUUUUUGCAAUUAUUUAUUCGAGACAAUCAACUGCAGUGUUUGAAUUUAUAUUUUGUUCUUGACUUGUCAGAGUACCUAUUUUUCUAUGCUGGUCUUUCAUUUUAUGCUUUAAAAUAUUUUUGAAGAUAGGUAGACUCGUAAGUCUGGAAUAUUUAAAUAAAUCAAUGUAAAUACGAAAAUUACCUAAGUAUUUACAAAUGGAUGAAGUUUACUUUUUUACUCAUUUGAAAGUACUCAUCACCGGAGAAACCCCACCAAGGGGAUUUGUUCAAAUAUAUGUACCUUACCUAUCCUCUAAAAAAUAAAAAUUAAAUUAAAAAUUAAAAAACGAAA
Molecule: messenger RNA, 2110 nt
Organism: Planococcus citri (citrus mealybug)
Lineage: Eukaryota; Metazoa; Arthropoda; Insecta; Hemiptera; Pseudococcidae
Product: putative phosphatidate phosphatase
Exons: 6
Coding region: 231-1022 (263 amino acids)
Biological process (GO): phospholipid dephosphorylation; phospholipid metabolic process; signal transduction
Cellular component (GO): plasma membrane
Molecular function (GO): phosphatidate phosphatase activity
Source: RefSeq, a predicted model, not a curated record